AUGCCGCACGACGAGGCGCCACCGCCUCCGCCGCCGCUGCCGUCGUCUCUCGAUGGCGCGUACGGCUCUCGCAGUCGCUCCCUGUCGCUCAAAUCCGACGCAACAGGUCCGCCACGUGUCGCUCCUAGUACGCCCAUCUUUGGUCGCCACCGCAGUCUGUCGUCGUCCCGCGUCUCUUCGGUCGCGGCGCGUCCUCCUGCUACAGCCAUUACAGACGACGACCCGCUCUCGCCACAAACGCGACGAGAGAUGGAGAAGCGGCGCCAACAGAUGAGCAAAGACGUGAAGAGUCUACAGGCGAGCACGAACGCCACGUCCAGUCACGUCGGCGGCACGUCGUUCUCUUCCAGCGGCACGAGGCACAGCAUCGACAGUCUCGAGUUCCAGCCACGACAUGGCGCUCGGCCGUUCGAUCGACAGGCAAAGCGCUCCGUGGACGAUCUGACGCAGCUCUCUCCGCACAAGGCCAUGCUGAGCCGCGUGGAUAGUCUGUUGGGCUCGCAGCCGCCGCUUGGACAUGGUCCGUCUGCUGCUGCUGUUGCUGCUGCUGCUGCGACUACUUCUGCUUCUGCUGCUGCUUUUGAGUAUGGCGGAUCGUCAGUGGGAUCUCGUGCCAAGUACGCGGCACCUUUGAGCAACAUGAUGCCGUCUGUGGCUCGACCGUUCCAUCAUCGAGGAGAGGAAUCGAGAGAACCGUCGAGUUGUGGGGCAGAAAUUCUGUACAACUCGCCUGUUCGGUUGAGACUUAGCAGCCGACAGUGUCUGAGGAUAUCGGCUGGAGAAGACAGCAGCUCGCAUCAACAGACCGUGUCGGCGCACUUGCCGCCGAGGCCCAUCGUUGGACCAAAGACAGGAGUAAGUAGAAAUACAGGGAUCGCUCGUGCUACGAGGCAAGCGUCUCUUGCGCAAAUUGACGUGAGCGGCAAUGGACUGGACGGCGACAGCGACCAGAUUUUUGUGCUGCAAAACACGACACUACGAUCAGACUGUGGAGAGGUCCAUUAUUCGGAUGUUGUGUCAUUGUACUGCGUGGGAGGAAGCUGCAGAGGGCAGUUCUUGUCGGUGGAUGCAGUGACCCAGACUCUGAGCACGAAGAAAGGACCAGUGAUUUCUAACAGUGAAAAAUGGAGGAUUGUAAACCCUGCUGCUGAAGGUCGCGGGGACUAUGCGGGAGGCAACAAAGACUCUUUCGUGUCUGUUGACACUGCUAGCAGACUGUGGGAGCAACAGAAAGCGAUUGCAACGAAUGACAAGGUGAUGCUCAAGAUGCAUACCGCUGACCUGUACGUCUCUGUGCGCCCCGAAAGCCUCGACAGUGGAGACUCGACCGCCUCGUCCGUCGUACUCAGCAAAGAAAAUGACGGGAUUGAUGAUACCAUACAAGUCUGGAAAGUCACAAAGUCAAACCUUCCGUACGAUCCGGAAUGGAAUCGUGAGCGCCCCUAUCUGACUGGCGAGGCUCUUGUGCUGCCGAAAGCGAAGCGACACCAUGCUGCCGAUGAUGACGAUUCGACAGUGCCUCCACUGUCCACGUAUCCUCCGUCUGUGCAAGAGUGCAUCAUAGUAGACGACUUGUUGUAUGUGCUUCUCGGCGUAGAAGGCCGCUACAUCAAACUCGCGGCUACGGAGACUUGUGGCGUCGAUGCUGCCAAAUCCACACGAUCGUUCAAAUUCGGGCUAAGCCAACCUGGAAUGGAUCCCUCUCUCCUGACCUUGGCAUCUCGCUGCUUGUCACUGGGCGAGUUUUAUCUGACGAUAAUGCUGUACAUUGAGCAGUACUCUCGAUACGAGUACGGGCAGGUGAACCACGCACUAUGCGCGGCACUAAAAGCGCUGCUAAAGGAGUACAGGAUAAUGGUGGGACAGCUCGAGCACCAGACACGAAGCGCUGUGCCGUUCACCAUCCAGAAAUUGUGGUACAAUGUACAGCCGAGCUUGCGGACAUUGGAGAUGCUGAGUGUGUUGGUGACGGCUUGCCGCAAGACCAUUGGCGGUGGCUCGUUGCUCACUCGGAUCCAGCAGACAAUGUCGUCGCUGGCAGGUGACUCGAAUGCACGCAAGGUGUUCUCGUUUCUAAUGGAGCGCGCCAGUGUGCCGUAUUUAAAGAUGGUCGAACGCUGGAUAUACCACGGAGACCUAGUGGACCCUUAUGAUGAGUUUAUGAUCCGACGAGACGAUCAAGUGAGCAAAGAAGAUGUUCAAGACAACCCGUAUUCCACGUACUGGCAAAGCCGCUACACAGUUCGUGCAUCACAGGUGCCGCUUUUCCUGUCGCGUGUAGCGCCAAAAAUCUUGACUGCGGGCAAGUACCUGAAUGUUUUCCGUACGUGCAAUCGCCAGGUAGAUUGUCCGUUCGCCGGUGAGAUCAUGUUCUCGUCGAGCGAAUCGGUAUACGAAGAGCUGAUUGACAAGGCGCAUGCUUUUGCGAGUAAGAUGCUGUUGAAUCUGUUCGUGCGGGAAAACGACCUUGAGAACCGGCUAGCCUCGCUGAAGCACUACUUCCUAAUGGAUCAAGGAGACUUCUUUGUUGACUUUAUGGACGUCGCUGAAGAAGAGCUGAAGCUACGUGCGGACAAGUUGUCGCUGUCUCGCCUAGAAUCGCUGCUCCACUUAUCACUACAAACGUCUACUUGCUCUUCGGACCCAUACAAGGACGACCUUCAGUGCUUCCUGUCACCGCACAACCUCAUUUCUCACAUGGAAGCGAUUCACCAGCGUGCGCAAAAAGGGCCUAGAGAUUCACUGACGACGUUUGAGUCUUCGACCAUAGGUCAGCCAGGUUACAAGGUGAUUGACGCAUUCACUCUUGACUACAACGUCAAGUGGCCUUUAUCGCUCGUCAUCUCGUGCGGUGCACUGACCAAGUACCAGAUGAUUUUCCGGCAUAUAUUCUUUUGCAAGCACGUGGAACGCCAGCUUUGUGAUGCCUGGCUGAACCACCAAGCAACGAAGGAGUUGUCACUGCGCUUUGCCUUUGGGCCGUCGUUUUGCUCACGGCAACGCAUGCUACACUUUCAGCAGAAUUUGGUAUACUACAUGAUGUUCGAAGUCAUUUCUCCGCGGUGGCACGACUUCCAGCAGCAACUAGCAACUGCGGGCACGGUGGACGACAUUUUGGAGUUUCAAGGCGAGUUCCUUGAUAUCUGCUUGAAGGAGUGCUUAUUGACGGACCCAGAGCUGCUGCGGGUUCUAACGAAGCUCAUGACAGUGUGCAUGACGUUCGCCAACAGCAUCGAAAGCUUCACGCGGCCGUAUUUUCUCGAUGAAGAAACCAUCAAGGCUGAACGCGAGGCUGAGCGAGAUCGCCGAGCAGAGAAGAGGGCGCGUGAAGAAGCGGAAGUCGCUUUGGCGAGCUACCAGCGUCAGAAAGGAACGUUAGGCGGGAAGAAGAAAGGCAGCACACUGAGGCGCCGGCAGUCUUCGCAGGUGGAUUUGCGGCGCACACGCAUCAAGGUGUUGUCCGAUGACGUGAAGCGGGCGCUGACUGAGCGCGAAGGCGACGAAGAGAACCCGUUUGUACGAAUGACGAAUGACCUGGGGAACCUGUUUGACUCGCUGCUUGGCGAGUUUAUGCAGCAGUUGCUACGAAGGUCGCUCUUGCAGCAAAAUUCGCAUCUUUCGAAUCUGUGCACUCGGCUGGACUACAAUGGCUUUUACACCAAGUGA
Hyaloperonospora brassicae is the source of this 3666-nucleotide messenger RNA. The record is from the annotation of a GenBank genome assembly. Lineage: Eukaryota; Oomycota; Peronosporomycetes; Peronosporales; Peronosporaceae.